GCGAGUGCGUUCAUGGCGUCUCGCGCCAGCCGCCCGCCAUCCGCGCGGCAGUCGCCGGCCGGUCGUCGCGGGGGGAGCCCGUGUCCCGGACGAACCCAUUACGCCUCGCUCUAUUUACUACGCUCAUAAACGAAAUCGUACUGUGAAUAGUAUUCCCCGCUCAGGUCGUUAAUAUGACCGUUUGCGAAUCGCGAACUAUAUUGACCUACUACAAAAUAAGUUGACGAGUGAAAAUGUUAUGGUCACAGUGCGGAUUAAAAUGAUAAUUAACGUGUUGUUGUUUUGUUUGGUGAUGGGUGGUGUGGUGUCGGAGCAGGCCGCAGACGGCUGCUCGGUGACGGCUGGCGGCGCGCUGGAGUGCAACGUACGCGCGCUCUCCGACAGAGACGUCGCCGGUUCGAUGCACUCGGAGGGCGCGCGUCGGCUGACCGUGCGCUGCGGACCGCUGCCACAAGAGAGUACGCUCAGGGAUCACCACUUCGGCAGGCUGCAAGGUUUGGCCGAGGUCUCUAUUCAUAACUGUAAGCUGCUACGUCUCCCUGGUAACGCAUUCGAGGGUCUGCGCGGCCUAAAGACCUUGACAAUACGCUCAAUGAACACAGAAUGGGGCCAAAACAAGGAGAUGGAAUUAUCGCUAGGCGCAUUCAACGGACUGAGGGAGCUGCACACGUUGGAUUUGGCGUACAACAACAUAAGGAAGAUACCAUCGGACCUGUUCUGUUCGCUAGAAAAUAUAAUUUCACUAAAUUUAACACGAAACAAGAUAAAGUUUGUAGACGAAUUAGGAUUCGGUCAUAAAUGUGGAUCGACGCUGCAAACUAUAGAUUUGAGCUACAACGAUAUCAUGUCCCUGCCGGCCGACUCGGAGAUUUUACAUCUGCGGAGGCUGACACAACUGUUUCUGCAAAAUAACAAGAUAAAUGAGCUGCCCGCCGAGGUGUUCGGAGACUUGCUGUCGUUAAAAGUUGUGAAUCUUUCGGAGAACGCUAUAAAUUAUCUGCCGGAGGGUUUAUUUCAAAAUACGAGAGAAAUUCGUGAGAUUUAUUUGAAAAACAAUGAACUGGAAAUACUGCCUAAGAGAAUAUUUAAUAGGUUGGAACAAUUACUCGUUUUAGAUCUCUCGGGGAAUAAAUUGAGGAGCGACCACAUAGAAGAUGAAACGUUCGGGGGUUUAAUAAGAUUAAUCGUGCUCGACCUGUCGCACAACACGCUCGCUCGCGUCGCGCGAAACAUGUUCAAAGACUUGUUUUUUUUGCAACUACUUAAUUUGAGUAAUAAUUCUAUAGGGCACAUUGAAGACAAUGCGUUUUCACCUCUUUUCAAUUUACACACUCUAAACUUGGGCCAAAACAAAUUAAUAGCUAUAGAAGAUCACGUUUUCAACGGCCUUUUCAUUCUGAAUAAGUUAAAUUUGAACAAUAAUUUGCUGUCGUACAUUAGCGAAAACUCGUUUCGAAACUGUUCGGACUUGAAGGAUUUGGAUUUGAGUUCUAAUAAGUUGACGAAAGUCCCUGAAGCAAUAUCGCCAUUAUCUUUCUUGAAAUCAUUAGACUUGGGUGAGAAUUUAUUGUCAGAAAUAGCAAAUAAUUCCUUUCAAAACUUAUCGCAGUUAACUGGCUUGCGUUUGAUCGACAAUCAAAUCGGAAACCUCACUGCUGGCAUGUUUUGGGGCCUGUCGAGCUUACAAGUACUCAAUCUGGCAAAAAAUAAAAUACAGUCGAUCGAGAAGGAAACCUUUCAAAGGAACGCUCAAUUGGAAGCCGUUCGUUUGGAUGGAAACUUUAUUUCCGACAUAAACGGCGUGUUCGUGUCGUUGACGAAGUUAUUGUGGUUGAAUCUAUCUGAAAAUCACUUAGUUUGGUUCGAUUACGCUUUCAUUCCGGGUAAUUUAAAAUGGUUAGAUAUUCACGCCAAUUACAUUGAGAUUCUCGGAAACUACUAUAAAAUUCAGAAACAAUUACACGUGAAGACUUUAGACGCGAGUCAUAACCGAAUAGUAGCGCUAUCCGCCAUGUCAAUACCGAAUAGCAUCGAGCUACUGUUUAUAAACAAUAAUUUUAUUUCUAACAUAGAGACGGAUACGUUUAGGGAUAAGAAUAAUUUGACCCGGGUCGAUAUGUACUCGAAUGCGAUCGACAGUUUAGAUAUAAAUAGUUUGCGUAUUUCGAGAACGCCUGACGAUCGAACACUGCCUGAGUUUUAUAUUAGCGGUAACCCGUUCCGAUGCGAUUGUACAAUGAAGUGGUUACUGUUGAUCAACUCCAUGACGUCGCGGGAAUAUCCGCGCGUCAUGGAUUUAGAUAACGCGAUUUGUAAAGAGUCUUACGUUCGCGGCGCCAAAUACGUUCCCGUUAGCUCACUACAGCCAAAAGACUUCUUAUGUAAAUAUGACAAUCAUUGUCCCGAUGACUGCGGCUGUUGCGAUUUCAAAUUUUGCAAUUGCAAAAACGUUUGUCCCAGUAACUGUUCAUGUUAUCACGAUUACGCGAAAACCACUAACGUUGUAGAUUGUUCCGUCAAACAGUCCAAUACAAUUCCAAGCGAAUUUCCGAUCACUGCGACCCAUAUUUAUUUAGAUGGAAAUGUUUAUUAUGAACUCAACGAUACCGUUUUCACUUCUAUGCGUAGAGCAGUUGUAUUGUAUUUAAAUUCCAGUAACAUAGUGAGUCUUCAUAGAAACGCAUUCGACACACUUGUCGAUCUUCGUAUCCUACAUUUAGACAACAAUAAGUUAAAACAGUUUCGGGGCCUUGAGUUUUCAAAGUUGAGUAACUUGAGGGAAUUGUAUCUCCAAAAUAACGCUAUUGAGUUUAUUUCAAAUGUAACUUUUUCCUUUUUAGACGCUCUUGAAGUUUUACGCUUGGACGGUAACAGACUCGUAAAUUAUGGCUUGUGGCACUUGGAUAAUAACAAAAAGUUACAAACUCUAUUCAUUGCCGGCAACCGCUGGUCUUGCGAUUGUAAAUAUUUACAAGGAUUCCUCACGUACGUGUCUCAGAACGUUGAAAAAGUUGUAGACGUUAAUAACUUGUGGUGUUCGAACGAGAAAAUGGACCCGUCGAAAAAACAUUUGAAUUUGAAUGUGACCGUUUGUAGUGAAAUAAGCGAUUCAACGAUGAUAAGCGCUCUGUUCGUCUCCAACAACAUACCAUUACUGGCGUCAGUUCUCACCGGCUUCAUGCUUGUUUUAUUGAUUUUAGUUUUAGUGUUCACAUUUAGAUACGCUUGCAGAAUGUGGUUGUAUUCGAAUUGCGGCAUUAAGCUCUCGCCUCUAGCGGGCGCCUUUAAUGACGCUGAUAAGCUUUACGACGCUUAUAUCUGUUACAGUCCCAAAGACGAAGAGUUCGUAGUUGAGUCUUUAGCGCAAGAGCUGGAAAAUGGCUACCCGUCUUAUCAUCUCUGUUUACAUUAUAGAGACGUUCCUCGAUUUGAUGCUACUUACGCGCAAUUCCCCGAUUUAGUAAUCGAAGCGACCGAAGCGUCUCGGCGCAUAAUCGUCGUGCUGACAAAGAAUUUCAUUUUAACGGAAUGGUCGCAAAUAGAGUUCCGACAAGCGUUGCAGAGAGCGCUACGAAAGAACCCACAUAAAUUGAUAAUAGUCGCCGUAGGGCUCGUUCCACGAGAUCCGGAAUUGAAGUCGUAUUUCAAAACGGGUUUGGAGAUAACUUGGAAAGAGAAACGGUUUUGGGAACGAUUACGUUAUGCGAUGCCGUCGUCGAAACGACGCGGGCAAAAGUUGAAGAGGCUAAAUUACGGUAGGAAUUCGAAUACGUACACGAUGGAUGCAUCUGUAUUAAACACCACCUGCCAGACGCUGUGCGGUAAAUCCGCUAACUCCGCUGAACGGUCGCCUUGCGAUCGGCCACUGUCCGAACAUAUAUACUCGACCAUAGAUUCAGAUUAUUCCUCUAAUGAUUUCCAUGGUCGUCACCAUCAGCCACAAUCCGUGGUCCUUCAACACACUGUACAAACUUAUUUGGUGUAGGUCGUAUCAAAACUUCCACGAAAGAUCUCAGUUUUGUAUAGUUAUGAUCUAAAAUGUCGCCCGACGUUAACGAAA
This is a messenger RNA of Papilio polytes (common Mormon), 4060 nucleotides long. Its product is annotated as protein toll-like. NCBI's taxonomy places the organism in Eukaryota, Metazoa, Arthropoda, Insecta, Lepidoptera, Papilionidae. Gene Ontology annotation, molecular function: protein binding. The record is from RefSeq and is a predicted model, not a curated record. Gene Ontology annotation, biological process: signal transduction. The transcript has a single exon. The coding region runs from base 239 to 3985 and encodes 1248 amino acids.